Messenger RNA from Polychytrium aggregatum, 810 nucleotides. RefSeq lists its product as uncharacterized. The transcript has 2 exons. The coding region runs from base 1 to 810 and encodes 269 amino acids. The record is from RefSeq and is a predicted model, not a curated record. NCBI's taxonomy places the organism in Eukaryota, Fungi, Chytridiomycota, Chytridiomycetes, Polychytriales.
AUGGUCAAGCUCGGCCUCAUCCCCAUCGUCCUCUCGCUCUGGAUCGCUGCCGUCUCCGCCCACGAAGGAGAGGAUCAUGGUCCCGCUCCCGCUCCCGCCCCUUCGUCGUCGCCGGCAGCAGCUACCAGCGCCUACAGCUCCACGAAAGCUGCCACCGAUUUGAAGACCCUCUGCUCGUCGCUCAGUUAUCUGCCCGUCUGCUCGAUCAACAGCAUGGUUUGCGCCUCGAUGAGCUCUCGCUACCCCGCCCAAUGCAAUCCCGUUGCUCUGGUCCAUGUGGGCUGCAGCGACCCCGCCGCAAAGUCCAGCGCUGCCUGCUCGACCAUCACGGCGCUGUGCACCUCCACCCCCUCGGACCCUGCCUGUUCGGCCAACGUGACCGCACUUCCCAGCGCCCAGGUAGCCUCGGCCGAGACUUACUCCAUUUGCACCGAGAUGCCCAAGAUGACCGCCUGCAACAUCUGCACAGGCCAGCCCUCGGCUUCGGGUGUCUACCAGAACUGCGACCCCUUCAACGCCUUCAGCCAGUUGUGCUUGGAUAUGCCCAUGAUGACCCAGUGCCCGGCUUGGACAGAUUUCUGCAUGGCCAACAACAUCACGACCUACUGUGGCGGAUCAGCUCCCAUGCCAUCGAUGACCGGCAUGCAGUCCAUGAGCGGCAUGCCAUCGAUGACAGGCAUGUCGUCGCCUUCGUCGACCUCGUCUCCCUCGGCCACUCCCAAGAGCGGCGCUAUGGCCACCAAGGAUCUGUCCCUGGGUGUUCUCUCCGCGCUCGCCAUUACCUCCCUCUAUAUGAUCCUCGCCCACUAA